Messenger RNA from Ornithodoros turicata, 567 nucleotides. RefSeq lists its product as uncharacterized. The transcript has a single exon. The record is from RefSeq and is a predicted model, not a curated record. The coding region runs from base 1 to 567 and encodes 188 amino acids. NCBI's taxonomy places the organism in Eukaryota, Metazoa, Arthropoda, Arachnida, Ixodida, Argasidae.
AUGAGGAACAUGUUCCUCGAAUACCUCACGAAUGAAAGACUGGACUUCAAGCACCACUUUCGCAUGAGCCGCGAAAGUUUCAGGAUGCUGCUGCAAGUGCUUUGGAAAGACCAACCAGAGAAGACCCAUGGAUGGUCACAGAAAAUUGAACUUCUGACUUUUCUCUUUUGGCUUGGGUGCGGAUCUGCCUUCAGAAUUGUCGCAUGUUGUUUCAACUUGCCACGGACAACAACAUUCAACAUAGUAAACCGUGUGCUGAAACUGAUAACAGCGAAAGUGCACUUGAUGAUUUACACACCACCAGCGGACAAGCGGCUCGAGAUGCAACAUGGAUUUGCCACGCUCUCUGGGAGCAGCAGAUUCAUGCGGUUUGUUGGUGCCAUCGAUGGAUGUCAUGUGAGAGUACUGGCACCCGAAGCACUCCACGAUGACUACAUCAACCGAAAACGAUUCUAUUCUGUGCAGUUACAGGCAGUCUGCGAUCACGAAGGGACAUUUCUAGACAUAUUUGCAGGCUACCCUGGAAGUGUUCAUGACUCCCGUGUGCUACGCAACAGCCCUCUGUAA